UUUAUAAAAUGUUAAGUAACCAUUUGUUUAAUCAACAAAGGAUAGUACUUUUCAAAGACAAAUUAGGAAUUGAAAGUAGUUCACUUGGAAUGAUUUUAAAAUUCCUAAAGGAACAAAAGGGCAAUAAUGCUACGUUAACCUGCGUUGAUUCCCUGAACGAACAGGGAGCGUUUCUGUUUGCUCGUGUGUCAAAAUUGUCCCGAACCUUCGAACCGGCUGCAUUGUUUCGUUUCGUUCAACAGUGUCGAAAAAGUAGCACCGUGCAGUGCCUGCUCUUGUGGGCAACCGAGAAAAAUAUUCGAUCCAACCUGCUCGUUCCCUACCUAGAGCAUAUGUCCGAGCUGAUAGUUACAUUCCAAGACGGGCAGCAUCUCUCGAUGCUUAGCAAGAAAUCCGGUGGAGCAGUCAGUAACCGACUGUACCAGUAUCAGGCACUCGACGGAACGCUGUCGAUUAGGGAGACUAAGCACGUGCAAAGCACGAAAGUGGCAAGUAAUCCGCCUACGAUAGAUCCAGCUUCGCUGGGAACGUUUAAAAUAGGCGAUUUGAAGAAGGACGAGCAGGAGGCCAAAGAUUCGCUAACGUUGCCGUUUGAAUUCUAUAAAACUACCACUGAAGGUGGUAAGAUUCUGUACCACCCGGAUGCGGAGGACGAUCUGGACGAAGAGGAUCCGGAUGAUGAUUUGCUAAUAUAAGUUAGUGAUAACAGCCCGUUUUAUUGAAAAUACAUUUUCGUUCUUUAUUUUCAAUCUGCUUUAAAUAUGGUUUUAGAUUACAACUAAGAGAUGAACAAAACCACCUAAAACAGGAAAAUGUUAUGUCUUAAAAGGUAACGUUUUUUAGGGGGAAAGAGAAAAUUCUGAAAUGCUCGUUUACUGGUUAAUACUAUCGAACAGGUUUAUAGAAAUGAUUCUUUCGAGUGUCGAACACCGCCCGGGUGCGGUGUUCUUUUCGACAAUUCCGCAUACAAUUUUGAUAGAGAAACUUUGAUCAGAAGAGUAAUAACAGGAUUUAAAACUUUUUUUUUUUGGUAUUUUACAUAUGUUAUAAUAGAGUUUACUGUGAAAACGACUGAUAAGGCUUUGCCUUUUUUAUGACACCUACUCUGAAAGCAAAUAAAAUUUGAU
Sabethes cyaneus is the source of this 1127-nucleotide messenger RNA. It is a transcript of the gene Elp5, whose product is annotated as elongator complex protein 5. The record is from RefSeq and is a predicted model, not a curated record. NCBI's taxonomy places the organism in Eukaryota, Metazoa, Arthropoda, Insecta, Diptera, Culicidae. Gene Ontology annotation, molecular function: tRNA binding. The transcript has 3 exons. Bases 9 to 695 code for a protein of 228 amino acids. Gene Ontology annotation, cellular component: elongator holoenzyme complex; cytosol; nucleus. Gene Ontology annotation, biological process: tRNA wobble uridine modification.